AUGAAGUUGGUUGGAACAUCACCAUUGCUUAAAAUAAACUCAAAGUGUACCGAGGACAACCACACAUCAAACAAUGACAAGGAGUUGGAGACUGAGUUCCUGCGCCUGUCUCUGGGUUUCAAGUGUGACAUAUUCACUCUGGAUAAACGUCUGCGCCUGGAGGAAAGAUCUCGUGAUUUGGCAGAAGACAAUCUGAAGAAGGAGCUCGGCAGCUGUAAAAAGCUCCUGGAGGCUCUGACUCCACUCUGCGAAGACGACAACCAGACACACGAGAUCGUCAAGAAGCUGGAGAAGAGUCUGCAGUUUCUGUGUCAGCACACGGCGCGUGUGGCCAGCCGAGCAGAGAUGUUGGGGGCCAUUCACCAGGAAAGUCGGGUCAGUAAAGCAGUGGAGGUGAUGAUUCUGCACGUUGAAAACCUAAAACGCAUGUACGCCAAGGAGCAUGCCGAGCUGGAGGAGCUGCGGGAAGUCAUGCAACAUAGCGAUCGCAACAGCUGCGCCGUGGACAGAGAUGAUGCAUUAAAGUUGGCAUCAACGCUUGCUAGUAAGGUCUCCCCUGCCAGGAGGGUCAGUAUGCCGGCGUACACAAGAGGAAUUGGCACUGCCUCUGCUAUGGAUAUCUUUGGAGCAGACAAGUUGGAUAGUAAGAUGCACAGGAGAUCGAACAGCUGGAAGUUGGUGGGUUCACGACAGAAUGAAAAUCGGCCCACACUGCAGAGGUUUAUGGAUAAUUACAACCGUGCAGACCCAGCGGAAGAGGAUUGCAUUAAAGAGGAUGAGCCCACCACAGAAUUAGCGGAGGAAAUACAAGAAGAGAAAACCAGAAAAUUCAGCUUACCGCAGAAACCGCCGUCUCCUUCCAAACCAGAAUCCACAUACAGCCGAAUUUUGUCCUGGACGUCUGACGUGAGACGAUCGAUAACCUCCAUCAACAAACCUAUUGUGAUCGCUAUCGUGGCUGCGUUUUUAUUUGUGACACUCGCUGGUUUCCUGACAGGCCUGUCCUUCCACAGACCAGUAGAUGGAGCCCCAGUCGGUCCCGGCAUCUCAUGGACUUCCAUUCAGCAGUUACUGUGGCCCUACACUGAGCUCCGACACAACGGGCCCCCGCCAGUAUGAUGGCGAUGAGGAUUUUCAAUAUUUUAACUGUUUUUUUUGUAGUGUUUACAACACUUGGCCCCCACCCCCCUCUCUAUGAUGUACAAUAUUCUGGACAAUCAUGCUUUAAAAUAAUUUAUCUGUAUAUAUUGUAUUUUAUUAUAAGCCAGCAGAGGCCACAAAGAUGUCAUAUUGUCUACAAGAGACUGCCAGCUUCCUAAUUAAUAUGUAAUAUAGAAUAACUCGGAGAUGGUAUGGCGUGUUAAGUUACAUGGCUGUCACGUGUGAUUUGCUGGCGUGGAGUGCACCACGCUGU
Nanorana parkeri is the source of this 1414-nucleotide messenger RNA. It is a transcript of the gene IRAG2, whose product is annotated as lymphoid restricted membrane protein. The record is from RefSeq and is a predicted model, not a curated record. Gene Ontology annotation, cellular component: endoplasmic reticulum membrane. NCBI's taxonomy places the organism in Eukaryota, Metazoa, Chordata, Amphibia, Anura, Dicroglossidae. The transcript has 12 exons. Bases 1 to 1119 code for a protein of 372 amino acids.